UCUUCCUUCGCUUGCUGGCUGGUGGAGUUUCCCAGGUUUGCCGGGCUUCUCAGCAAAAAAAUGGUUCAACAAGUUCCAGAAAACAUCAAUUUUCCUGCUGAAGAAGAGAAAAUCUUGCGGUUUUGGUCUGAAUUUAAUUGUUUUCAAGAAUGCUUAAAGCAAUCAAAACAUAGGCCAAAGUUUACUUUCUAUGAUGGUCCUCCUUUUGCAACUGGACUCCCUCAUUAUGGACAUAUCCUUGCAGGGACAAUUAAAGAUAUAGUUACAAGAUAUGCUCACCAGAGUGGGUUUCAUGUUGACAGAAGAUUUGGAUGGGAUUGUCAUGGCUUACCUGUGGAAUAUGAAAUUGAUAAGACACUGGGAAUCAGAGGACCAGAGGAUGUGGCCAAAAUGGGGAUUGCAGAGUAUAAUAAUCAGUGCCGAGCAAUCGUGAUGAGAUAUUCGGCUGAGUGGGAGUCUACUGUUACCAGACUUGGGCGAUGGAUUGAUUUUGACAAUGACUACAAAACUUUGUAUCCAGAAUUCAUGGAGUCUGUCUGGUGGGUCUUCAAACAGCUCUAUGAUAAAGGACUUAUUUAUAGAGGCGUGAAAGUCAUGCCCUUCUCCACUGCAUGCAACACUCCACUUUCUAACUUCGAAUCACACCAGAAUUAUAAGGAUGUUCAAGAUCCUUCAGUAUUUAUAACUUUCCCUUUGGAGGAAGAUGAAAAUAUAUCUUUAGUUGCUUGGACAACCACUCCCUGGACUCUACCUAGUAACCUUGCCCUCUGUGUCAAUCCAGAUAUGCAAUAUGUGAAGAUAAAAGAUAUUGCUAGAGAAAAAUUACUCAUUUUAAUGGAAGCCAGAUUAUCAGCCCUCUAUAAGCUGGAGAGUGACUAUGCGAUCCUUGAAAGAUUUCCUGGUGCCUAUCUUAAAGGCAAGAAGUAUAGGCCCCUAUUUGACUACUUUUUGAAGUGUAAAGAGAAUGGUGCUUUCACUGUACUUGUUGACAACUAUGUGAAGGAAGAGGAAGGCACAGGCGUUGUACACCAGGCCCCUUACUUUGGUGCUGAUGACUAUCGGGUUUGUAUGGAGUUCAACAUUAUCCAGAAAGACUCAUUACCUGUUUGCCCUGUGGAUGCUUCAGGUUGCUUCACAGAAGAAGUGACACAUUUUGCAGGACAGUAUGUGAAGGAUGCUGACAAACAUAUCAUAAGGACCUUAAAGGAACAAGGGCGACUUCUUGCUGCCAGCACCUUCACUCACAGCUACCCUUUCUGCUGGAGGUCAGACACUCCCCUCAUUUACAAAGCAGUACCCAGCUGGUUUGUGCGAGUGGAGCUCAUGGUGGAACAGCUGCUAAGGAACAAUGACCUGUGCUACUGGGUUCCAGAGUUCGUAAGAGAAAAGCGAUUUGGAAAUUGGCUGAAAGAUGCACGUGACUGGGCAAUUUCCAGAAACAGAUACUGGGGCACCCCUAUCCCACUGUGGGUCAGCGAUGACUUUGAGGAGGUAGUAUGCAUCGGGUCAGUGGCAGAACUUGAAGAACUGUCAGGAGUAAAGGUAGCAGAUCUCCAUAGAGAGAGCAUUGACCACCUAACCAUUCCUUCACGCUGUGGGAAGGGAUCAUUGUGCCGUGUCUCUGAAGUGUUCGACUGUUGGUUUGAGAGUGGCAGCAUGCCCUAUGCUCAAGUUCAUUACCCAUUUGAAAGCAAGAGGGAAUUUGAGGAUGCCUUUCCUGCAGACUUCAUUGCUGAAGGGAUCGACCAAACCAGAGGAUGGUUUUACACCCUGCUAGUGCUGGCCACAGCCCUUUUUGGACAACCGCCUUUCAAGAAUGUGAUUGUGAAUGGACUAGUCUUGGCAAGUGAUGGUCAAAAAAUGAGCAAACGAAAAAAGAAUUAUCCAGAUCCAGUUGCAGUCAUCAAUAAGUAUGGUGCUGAUGCUCUCAGAUUAUACCUGAUUAACUCCCCUGUAGUGAGAGCAGAAAACCUCCGCUUUAAGGAGGAGGGAGUACGAGACGUCCUUAAAGAUGUGCUGAUCCCAUGGUACAAUGCAUAUCGCUUCUUCAUCCAGAAUGUUCUGAGACUCCAAAAGGAAGAAGAAAUAGAAUUUCUUUACAAUGAGAACAUGGUUAAAGAAAGCCCCAACAUUACAGACCGGUGGAUCCUGUCCUUCAUGCAAUCCCUGGUUGGGUUCUUUGAGACUGAAAUGGCGGCUUAUAGGCUUUAUACUGUGGUGCCUCGCCUGGUCAAGUUUAUAGAUGUGCUGACUAAUUGGUAUGUUAGAAUGAACCGCAGAAGAUUCAAGGGUGAAAGUGGGGCAGAAGAUUGUGUUACGGCCCUAGAAACCUUAUUCAGUGUUCUCCUUUCUCUUUGCAGAUUAAUGGCCCCCUACACACCUUUUCUCACUGAGUUGAUGUAUCAGAAUCUAAAGGUGUUGAUUGACCCUGUUACUGUUCAGGACAAGGACACACUUAGCAUCCACUACCUCAUGCUGCCCCAUGUUCGAGAGGAAUUGAUUGACAAGAAAACUGAGAGUGCAGUAUCUAGAAUGCAGUCUGUGAUCGAACUUGGGCGAGUGAUCCGAGACCGUAAAACUAUUCCAAUAAAGUAUCCUUUGAAAGAAGUUGUGGUUAUCCAUCAAGAUCCAGAAGCUCUUAAAGAUAUCAGAUCUUUGGAGAAAUAUAUCAUUGAGGAAUUGAAUGUUCGAAAAGUUACACUGUCUACCGAUAAAAACAAAUACGGCAUUCGACUAAGGGCAGAACCGGAUCACAUGGUCCUGGGGAAGCGUCUGAAGGGAGCCUUUAAGACAGUAAUGACAUCCAUCAAGCAGUUGAACAGUGAGGAGCUGGAACAGUUCCAGAAAAGUGGGACCAUUGUUGUGGAAGGCCAUGAAUUGCAUGAAGAAGACAUCCGCCUCCUGUACACGUUUGAUCAGGCCACAGGUGGGACUGCGCAGUUUGAAGCACAUUCAGAUGCUCAGGUCCUGGUUCUUUUAGAUGUCACCCCUGACCAGUCAAUGGUAGAUGAAGGGAUGGCUCGAGAAGUCAUCAAUCGAAUCCAGAAACUUCGCAAAAAGUGCAGUCUGGUUCCAACUGAUGAAAUAACAAUUUAUUAUAAAGCCACAUCUGAGGGAAGGUAUCUGAAUAAUGUCAUUGAAGGCCACACAGAGUUCAUACUUUCCACUGUAAAGGCUCCUUUGAAACCAUAUCCAGUUCCUACAUCAGAUAAAAUACUUAUUCAAGAAAAAACGCAGUUAAAGGGGUCUGAACUGGAAAUUACACUCACCAAAGGAUUAUCCCUGCCUGGUCCUGCUUGUGCAUAUGUCAAUCUAAACAUUUGUGCAAAUGGCAGUGAGCAAGGUGGAGUAUUGCUUCUGGAAAAUCCAAAAGGGGAUAAUAGGUUGGACCUUUUAAAACUGAAAAAUGUUGUCGCUAGUAUUUUUGGAGUUAAAAAUUCAGAAUUGGCAGUCUUCCAUAAUGAAACAGAAAUACAAAACCAAACUGAUUUACUGAGUCUUAGUGGAAAAACACUUAGUGUGACUGCAGGAUCAGCUCCCUCUGUGAUCAGCAGCCCUAGUGCUCUUCUCUGUCAGUACAUCAACCUGCAGCUCCUGAAUGCAGAGCCACAAGAGUGUUUAAUGGGAACAGUGGGCACUCUUCUGCUUGAAAACCCACUUGGGCAGAAUGGGCUCACCCACCAAGGACUUCUUUAUGAAGCAGCCAAGGUAUUUGGCCUUCGGAGCAGGAAGCUAAAGCUGUUUCUGAAUGAGACCCAAACUGAAGAAAUUACAGAAGACAUCCCUAUGAAGACUUUGAAUAUGAAGACUGUGUAUGUUUCUGUAUUACCAACAACAGCAGACUCCUAACAUUUAAUUAUCAAUGUGUUUCAGUCAUCCUUUCCCUAACUUAUACCCAUGCCCUCCAUAUAUGUACACAUUCAUAGACACAUGGACACAGUGAAGAUACUUCCUUUAGGUGCAUGUAUAAUUUGCUGCUUUUGGUCUAAAAUUCAAAUGGGAUUGAUUAGUCAAGUGACUUCAGACCUCAUGGUAAAUGGUAAUGUUCAUACUUAACUGUAAACACCUAUGCAGUCAUGUUGGGAAAAGAUUAUAAUGUUACCUCAGCACCACCACAAAGUUUAUUUCUGUACUUGAGUUCUUACAUAAGUACGGGAGGUAGAAAUGGUUUUAAUGCCAUGAUGUGUUUAUGUACACAUAUAUAUGUGUGUAUAUAUAUGCAGAUAGCAUUUUGUGGCCUUUUAAAUUUAUUUCAGACCUCUCAAAGAAAUGGACCUAUUUUAUAUUUCUGCUACCUGAAUUUUCCUCAGUAAUUUGAUGAAAUAUUUUAAGUUUCAGUAAAUCACAACAAU
This is a messenger RNA of Otolemur garnettii (small-eared galago), 4352 nucleotides long. It is a transcript of the gene IARS1, whose product is annotated as isoleucyl-tRNA synthetase. Gene Ontology annotation, biological process: isoleucyl-tRNA aminoacylation. The record is from RefSeq and is a predicted model, not a curated record. Gene Ontology annotation, molecular function: tRNA binding; ATP binding; aminoacyl-tRNA deacylase activity. The transcript is spliced from 34 exons. Bases 61 to 3849 code for a protein of 1262 amino acids. Lineage: Eukaryota; Metazoa; Chordata; Mammalia; Primates; Galagidae.